GUGCAAAACUGUACCUCCUUGCAAUCUUAUGCAAACCACACAUGCAAAUCUGCCAAAUUUAAAUCAUGCCCUGAAGGAUUAAAUGCCAGCUUUUGCUCCAUGUGAUCAAACCAGUGUCCACGGAGAGAGGAUCCAACACCAGCUCAGGCCUUCCUUAUUUGAGGGAUCAUCAUGGCAACCAAUGUGUUCAUCAGCAACAAUCAGCCCCAGGCUCCGACUCUGGUUGCUGUCCAGUCCAACCAGUGGAGCACCGGCAUAUGUGACUGCUUCGACGAUUUAAACGUCUGUUGUUUUGCCUACUGGUGCUUUCCUUGCUUUGCCUGCAACACCACCUCUGAGUUCGGAGAGUGUUGCUGUCUCCCCCUGCUGGAUUUGAUGUGGAACGCCGUCCAGAUGAUGUUUGUCCCAUCAUGCACUCCGCCUGUGUCCAUGUCAAUGAGGGUUGCCGUGCGUACCCGCUACGGAAUCCAGGGUGAUUUAUCAUCUGACUGCAUGUACGCCACCUUCUGCAACGUCUGCUCCUGGUGCCAGAUUGCCAGAGAGAUGAAAAGACGCAAACAGCCACUCACCGUUGUCUCCGCCCAGCCAAUGUACGCGGGUCCCCAGCAAUAUAUGAUAACCACCCAGCCGGGGGUCGUCACCUCUCAGCCAAUGAUUUCAGCUGCUCCUCUGUCUUAAACCCUCAUGUGACUCCUGGUUCUCUAAAAAUCCUCCUUUCUUUUAGGCCUCUGAGUUUCAACAGUUAUCUAUCUAAUCACUCUAGCUGAGAAUUCUCAGAGUGAGGCAUAUUUGGGUCUACUUUUAGAGAAGAAUCAAGUUUCCAAAUCCAGGAAUAUCAUCCUAUCUCCUCCAGGAUAUAGGGCAGCUACAGAGCUGUCCUAACCUGUUAGGCAUAAGAUAAGGCAAACACUCUCACACAUUCCAGUAGGUGGGUAAAUAUAGACUGAUUGAAAGAUAUGGAUGGUUUUAAGGACUCCAUAAACACAAUGUAAUGGGCAUAAUAUACCACCACUGCAGCAUUAGGCCCCCUUACAACUUUUAUAGCAGCUUUUGAAAUUGUACGUUUUUUUAUUUCCCUGGAUUUGGAGUCAAAAAUGUCUUGAACAGAUAAGGUCAAACUGUGUCAACUGAUGUAAACUAUUUUUAAAAUGGGUGUCAGUAGCUGAGUAGUGUCAGUCAUAAAUUAAUUUCACUCAACCUGCAUCAGAUCUUCUCAGAGCCUUUGGAAUGUAUUUGAGAGAUGUCAAAAUUUAUUUGAUUUGAUGUUGGUUUUUUUCUCAAAUGAAAUCUUCUAUUGCUUAUUGAGAGUUUGUGUAGGAACAUUCAGAAAUAGCUCUUGUCCUGCUCUGAGGUAGGCUAGAUCCCUCAGUCAGCUCUUUAACUGGCCACUUGUACUGUUUGGCCAGAUACCUGUACCUAUUUUUAGUUUGUUCUUAACACAACUGUUAAGUGUGAGUGAAAACUAAGAGUUCAAAUCCUAUACUUUAACUCAUAUUUGCAAACAAAAAAAUAAAUGCUAUUUAUCUGAUUUA
Messenger RNA from Dicentrarchus labrax (European seabass), 1532 nucleotides. RefSeq names its product placenta-specific gene 8 protein. The transcript has 4 exons. The coding region runs from base 172 to 678 and encodes 168 amino acids. Lineage: Eukaryota; Metazoa; Chordata; Actinopteri; Moronidae. The record is from RefSeq and is a predicted model, not a curated record.